Motacilla alba alba is the source of this 870-nucleotide messenger RNA. It is a transcript of the gene MED18, whose product is annotated as mediator complex subunit 18. NCBI's taxonomy places the organism in Eukaryota, Metazoa, Chordata, Aves, Passeriformes, Motacillidae. Gene Ontology annotation, molecular function: transcription coregulator activity. Gene Ontology annotation, cellular component: core mediator complex; mediator complex. The record is from RefSeq and is a predicted model, not a curated record. The coding region runs from base 114 to 740 and encodes 208 amino acids. The transcript is spliced from 2 exons. Gene Ontology annotation, biological process: termination of RNA polymerase II transcription; regulation of transcription by RNA polymerase II.
AGCGCCGGCCCCACUCGCAGCCCCCCACCGGCCCCGCCGAGCCGCCAGGGGGAGCUGCUGCCGCCUUGCCCGCCGCUGCCGCCGAGGCCGCGGGGCCGGUGGGGGAGCGCACGAUGGAGGCGCCGCCGGUGACCAUGAUGCCCGUCACGGGCGGCACCAUCAACAUGAUGGAGUACCUGCUCCAAGGGAGCGUGCUGGACCAGAGCCUGGAGAGCCUCCUGCACCGCCUGCGCGGGCUGUGCGACAACAUGGAACCCGAGACCUUCCUGGACCACGAGAUGGUGUUCCUGCUGAAGGGGCAGCAGGCCAGCCCCUUCGUGCUGCGCGCCCGGCGCUCCAUGGACAAGAGCGGGAUGCCCUGGCACCUGCGCUAUCUUGGACAGCCCGAAAUAGGCGACAAGAACCGCCACGCGCUGGUGCGCAACUGCGUGGACAUCGCCACGUCCGACAACCUGACGGACUUCCUGGUAGAGAUGGGCUUCCGCAUGGACCAUGAGUUCGUGGCCAAAGGGCACGUGUUCCGCAAGGGUAUAAUGAAGAUCAUGGUGUACAAGAUCUUCCGCAUACUGAUGCCAGGAAACACGGAGAGCAUUGAGCCGCUCUCCCUCUCCUACUUGGUGGAGCUCAACGUAGUUGCGCCAGCAGGGCAGGACAUUGUUUCUGAUGACAUGAGGAACUUUGCUGAGCAACUGAAGCCUCUAGUACACCUGGAGAAAAUUGACCCCAAAAGACUGAUGUGAUUGAAAAUCUGGGCUAUUAAGGCACUUGUUUUUGUGUUUCAGAAAAGGAUGUUUUUCUAAAAAGCUUUUUGUGGGCAAUCAAAACAGGGAGAAGGAAUAAACUACUACAUAUCAGUUUUGGCAGUUGCAA